This is a messenger RNA of Aethalodelphis obliquidens (Pacific white-sided dolphin), 2756 nucleotides long. It is a transcript of the gene ENTPD2, whose product is annotated as ectonucleoside triphosphate diphosphohydrolase 2. The record is from RefSeq and is a predicted model, not a curated record. NCBI's taxonomy places the organism in Eukaryota, Metazoa, Chordata, Mammalia, Artiodactyla, Delphinidae. Gene Ontology annotation, cellular component: plasma membrane. Gene Ontology annotation, biological process: nucleoside diphosphate catabolic process. Gene Ontology annotation, molecular function: UDP phosphatase activity; GDP phosphatase activity; ribonucleoside triphosphate phosphatase activity.
UCUGUCACCUUGGAACUGUGUGAAGUAGGUCUGGCUUCACCCUGCUUGGCACUCAGCUUUGAGGUCUCAGCACCUCCAGAGCAGGCUCAGCCUGGGUCAGCUCAGUGUCCUGGGGGGUGACCAGGGCGAUGCCCUGCCAUGCAGCCCAGGACUGGGUCAGCAUCGCAGGCUGGCCAGCCCUUUCUUGCCGGGAGGGCAUGGCAGGGGCCCAGCCAGGAGCCCACGUGGUUCCUGUAGCUGGCGUUGCCUCCUUCCUUCACGACCAGGCCGGGGGAAAGCCGGCUCUGAAGCGGCAAGACCCUUGGAACAAGCCUGCCUGGGCGGCAGCCCAGCCCACCCCCAGGCCAGGCCUUCUGCCGCCGUGCCCUAAGGCCCGAGGGGCUGGGGGCUCUCUAGGUCCUGCUGGAGCGGAGUGCCCAGAGGCAGAGCGUGGUCGGCAGGCGCUUACAGGUCAGCGGGACAGGUCAGAAGGGGUGAAUCUUUGGGGCUGAGCGGACAGGAAGAAGGUGGGACAUAGACUCAGGGCGCCAGGGCUGAGACCAGGGCGCCGAGAGGGGCAGCGCGGGUGACUCAGCCGCCGCGUCUCUCACCUUUGCUCCGGAGCCAAGCGGGAGGUGGGCGGGGCGGCCCACCAGGGGGCGUGGCAGCCGUGGACCGGUCCGCGCCCCGCCCCAGGCGCCUACCCGCGGUCCCGGGACCUCGGCCUCCGGCUCCCCGACGCCGCGCCGUCAACGCCUGGUCCGCCCCGCGCCCCCAUGGCCGGGAAGGCGCUGUCGCUGCUGCCGCCGCUGCUGCUGGCCGCGGCGGGCCUCGCCGCCUUCCCCGGCCUCCUGCUGCUGUGUGUCCCCACCCGCGACAUUCGGGAGCCGCCCGCCCUCAAGUAUGGCAUCGUUCUGGACGCCGGCUCUUCCCACACAUCCAUGUUCAUCUACAAGUGGCCAGCGGACAAAGAGAACGACACAGGCAUCGUGGGCCAGCACAGCUCCUGUGAUGUGCGUGGUGGGGGCAUCUCUAGCUACGCUGACAACCCUUCUGGGGCUGGGCAGAGCCUUGUGGAAUGCCUGAACCAGGCGCUUCGGGAUGUGCCCAAGGAGAGACACGCGGGCACGCCCCUCUACCUGGGAGCCACAGCGGGCAUGCGCCUGCUCAACCUAACCAAUCCAGAGGCUGCGGCCAACGUGCUUGCGGCCGCGACGCAGACGCUGACCCAGUAUCCCUUUGACUUCUGUGAUGCCCGCAUCCUCUCAGCCCAGGAUGAGGGGGUGUUUGGCUGGGUGGCCGCCAACUACCUGCUGGAGAACUUCAUCAAGUAUGGCUGGGUGGGCCAGUGGUUCCGGCCAAGGAAGGGGACGCUGGGGGCCAUGGACCUGGGGGGCGCCUCCACACAGAUCACCUUCGAGAUGGCCAGCGCAGCUGAGGAUCCGGCCAAUGAGGUCCAGCUGCGGCUCUACGGCCACAGCUUCCUCUGCUAUGGCCGUGACCAGGUCCUCUGGAGGCUGCUGGCCAGUGCACUCCAGACCCACGGCUUCCACCCCUGCUGGCCGAAGGGCUACUCCACUCAUGUGCUGCUCCAGGAUGUGUAUGAGUCGCCAUGCACUGCAGCCCAGCGGCCCCAGACCUUCAACAGGAGCGCCAAGGUCAGCCUGUCGGGAAGCAGCGACCCUGCCCUGUGCCGUGGCCUCAUCUCUGAGCUCUUUAACUUCUCCUCCUGCCGCUUCUCUAGACGCUCCUUCAACGGCAUCUUCCAGCCCCCUCUGGCUGGAAAGUUCAUUGCCUUCUCUGCUUUCUUCUACACGGUGGACUUCCUGAGAACUGUGAUGGGGCUGCCCGUGGCAACCCUGCAGCAACUAGAGGCGGCCGUGGUCACCAUCUGCAACCAGACGUGGAGUGAGCUGCAGGCUCGGGCGCCGGGGGAGCGGGCCCGCCUGCCCGACUACUGCGCUGGGGCCACAUUCGUGCAGCAGCUGCUGUGCCGCGGCUACGGCUUCGACGAGCGCACCUUCGGAGGCGUGACCUUCCAGAAGAAGGCCGGGGACACCGCUGUCGGCUGGGCGCUCGGCUACAUGCUGAACCUCACCAACCUGAUCCCCGCCGACCCGCCCGGGCUGCGCAAGGGCACAGACUUCAGCUCUUGGGUCGUCCUCCUUCUGCUAUUCGCCGCCAUGACCCUGGCUGCGUUCGUCCUUCUGCUGCACCGGGCGUGCUCUGCCAAGUCGCCGAGCGCCAUCUAGGGGCGGGUUGGCGGCAGCUGCCCCAGCCCCAAGGCCCCCAUGCCUCACCCCACCCCACUCUCAACAUCUCUGUCCCUAAUGAAGCCCGGGAGCAAGGCUCUGGCGACCACGCCCACAUUUGGCCGGAUCGGCGAAGGCAACCGGCUCCAGCGCCCUCCUGCCCACUCCUGCCUUGGCUUCAUCGCUGGGCCUAGUGUGCCUCCUCCUCUUACUGUGGGUGGGGAUUCAGACACCCCGCAGCCCUCAGCCUGUGAAUGCGGGGUUGGGUCCGCAGGGAAUGGAGUCCUGAGAGUCCCCUCCCACCCCCAGUCUUGGGUUUUAGGGGGAGGGUCAGAGCCCACAAGCUGGGAGCCAGCCCAGCGCCUACUUGUAAAAAUUUUGUAGUAAAAAGUUUUUCAUAGAGCAGUGGAGAGAAUGUCCGUGGGGUGGGGCGUCUCUGCUGUUGCCGGCCCUCCCUCGCCACAGUUAAAAAAAAUUUUUUUUGGCCGCGUUGGGUCUUCGUUGCUGCGCACGGGCUUUCUCUAG